GGGACGGAGGCUGGGCUGGGGAGCUGGUGUUGGAGCGGACCUCAGCGCCGACGCCGGGACUCUGCUCACCCCGACACUGAUCUCUGCCUGGCAGAUUGACCAAAGGCAAGGAGGACCAAUCUUGACUCUGUUCUGAUUGCUGGCUUUCACGGACGUCUGUGAUAGAUUGGAGGCCCAAGCUCGUGGUGCUGCUGCCCUGCUCUCCCCAGACGUCUUUCUGGGGUCUACUUGAGGUCAGCAGGGUGAAGAUGAGCAGCCUUCUCUUAGCAUGACGACCUUGGACCAUGUCGUUGCUACCCACCAGUCGGAGUGGGUCUCCUUCAGUGAAGAGCCCCUGUUCCCUGUACCUUCAGAGGGGGCCACAGAAGAACACUUCCCAGGAUCAUCAUCUUCCUCAGACCCGUCUGAGAGCUCCUCCGGGGAGAAUCCUGCCGUGGAUGGAGGCUGCCAGGACCUUUCCCACUCUGAGCAGGAUGACUCCUCUGAGAAGAUGGGCCUCAUCUCUGAAGCGACCACCCCUCCCGGGAGCCCAGUACAGCCCACGCCUGACUUGGCCUCGGCCAUCAGCAACUGGGUCCAGUUUGAAGAUGAUACGCCUUGGAGCAGCACCUCAACACCUCACAAGGAAACCGCCCUCACAUUGACCAUGCCUUGCUGGACCUGCCCCUCCUUCGACUCUUUAAGAAGGUGCCCUCUAACCUCUGAGAGCAGCUGGACAACCCAUUCCGAGGAUACCAGCAGUCCUAGUGUUGCUCCUUCAUACACGGACCUGCAGCUCCUCAGUGCUGAGGAGCAGGCAAGUGGCCGGGCUUCCAGGACCGACUCCACGGACAAUUCCUCCUCCCUCCAGGAAGAUGAAGAAGUAGAGAUGGAAGCUAUCAGCUGGCAGGCCGGCAGUCCAGCCAUGAAUGGGCACCCUGCCGUCCCACCAGUGACCACUGCCCGUUUCCCCAGCUGGGUCACUUUUGAUGACAAUGAAGUCAGCUGCCCUUUGCCACCGGCCACCUCUCCUGCAAAACCAAAUACACCAUCGGUUGCAACUCCCACCCCAGAUGCAUCUUACAACCCAACUGGGUCAUUUAAGAGGGACCGUCCCAAGAGCACACUGAUGAACUUCUCCAAAGUUCAGAAGCUGGACAUUUCUUCCUUAAACCGUCCGCCUUCCGUAAUCGAGGCACCUCCCUGGAGGGCCACCAAUCCUUUUCUGAAUGAGACGCUGCAGGAUGUACAGCCCUCCCCUAUCAACCCGUUUAGUGCUUUCUUUGAAGAGCAAGAGCGGCGCUCCCAACGCAGUUCUGUUUCCACGGGCAAAAGCCAAAGAGAUUCUCUCAUUGUCAUCUACCAGGAAACCAUCAGUUUUGACGAUUCGGGCAAAAGCCAGUCCCACCCCGAUGCUAUUGAAAAGCUCAAACAGCUCCAAAUUGAUGACCCCGAUCAGGUCGGCCCUGCUGCCUUGCCUGAUGACGACCCCAUAGCCUGGGUUGAACUAGAUGCUCACUCACCUGCCUCAGCUCUGUCUCAACCCAGGGAUGGAUGGCCGAUGAUGCUACGAAUCCCCGAGAAGAAAAACAUCAUGUCCUCUAGGCACUGGGGACCAAUCUACAUCAAACUGACAGACAGCGGCUACCUGCAGCUGUAUUACGAGCAGGGCCUGGAAAAACCAUUCCGUGAAUUCAAGCUGGAGAUCUGCCAUGAGGUUUCCGAACCCCGGCUCCAAAACUAUGAUGAGAACGGGAGGAUCCACAGCUUGAGGAUAGACCGCGUCACUUACAAAGAGAAGAAGAAAUACCAGCCCAAACCGGCUGUGGCCCACACAGCCGAGAGGGAGCAGGUGAUUAAACUGGGUACCACCAAUUAUGAUGAUUUCCUGAGCUUCAUCCAUGCGGUUCAGGACUGUCUCAUGGAUUUACCGGUGCUCUCCAUGGACUUGAGCACGGUUGGCUUAAACUACCUCGAAGAGGAGAUUACUGUGGAUGUGAGAGACGAAUUCUCUGGCACCGUAAGCAAGGGAGAAAACCAGAUCCUCCAGCACCGUGUCUUGACCCGGAUCCACGUCCUGAGUUUCCUGUCUGGGCUCGCUGAGUGCCGCCUGGGCCUCAAUGACAUCCUUAUCAAAGGAAACGAAAUCGUUUCCCGUCAGGACAUCAUGCCCACCACCACCACAAAGUGGAUCAAGCUCCACGAGUGCCGGUUCCACGGGUGUGUGGAUGAGGACGUGUUUACCAGUUCCCGGGUUAUUCUUUUCAACCCUUUGGAUGCGUGCCGGUUUGAGCUAAUGAGGUUUAGGACAGUAUUUGCCGAGAAGACCUUGCCCUUCACGCUCAGGACGGCAGCGAGCAUCAACGGGGCAGAGGUAGAGGUGCAGAGCUGGCUGAGGAUGUCGCCUGGCUUCUCAUCCAACCGUGACCCCCUCACUCAGGUUCCCUGUGAGAACGUGAUGGUUCGCUACCCAGUGCCCAGCGAAUGGGUGAAAAACUUCCGCAGGGAAAGUGUUCUAGGGGAAAAGUCUUUGAAAGCCAAAGUGAACCGGGGGGCAAGUUUUGGCUCGGCUGGUGUCUCUGGCUCUGAGCCUGUCAUGAGAGUAACUCUGGGAACUGCCAAGUAUGAGCACGCCUUCAAUGCCAUUGUGUGGAGGAUAAACCGGCUGCCAGAUAAGAACUCAGCUUCUGGUCACCCACACUGUUUCUUUUGCCACCUCGAACUUGGCUCUGACCGGGAAGUGCCUUCCAGAUUUGCCAAUUAUGUAAAUGUCGACUUCAGCAUGCCCACGACUUCUGCCUCCAAAGCAGCUGUGAGGUCCAUCUCUGUGGAAGACAAGCCUGGUGUCAGGAAGUGGGUCAAUUACUCUGCCCACUACAGCUACAAGGUGGAAAUUGAACAAAAAAAGAGUUUGAAGCCAGACUUUGAGGGAGAGGAGUUGGACAACCCGAAGGAAUGUGGGGUACAGUGACAGAGGCCUACUGUACUUAGUCAGAUACAAUGGGUCAGCGCUAACUGGUCAGGUGGAGUCCCAGCAUCCUCUCCGUCGUUCCCAUGUUCUGCCUCAGACGGAACCCCAGUUCUCACUGUGGAGACUAGCCACACUGUGACUGAAGCCUGAAGCGCCACCAUUGCCCGCUCCACGUGCUCUGCGAUGGGCCAUCCUAGCGCGACUCCCAGCAGCAAGUUCUGUGAACACAGAUGUACACUUAACUCCUUAUUGGAUCUAAGGGUUUUCAAGAACGGCAUGUGAGGAGGACGUGAGCCCCUUUCCCCUCCUGCCGGCAUUCGUUUAUCUUUUACGUUCACUUGCCAACAGAAUCUGGAGAACCCUUUGCCAUAUUCAGGAGGCUAAACGGGAUCACUGAGAAAAGGCAACGCGGGAGCAUCCCUUCUCGCCCGCCCCCUUGUGAUGUCUGUGUGAAUUUCAGUGUGUCCGGGUGGUUGGACCCAGGAUCCAGUGAAUGGCUUCACUGAUCUGAGGCUUGUAUUUCACUUCAUUUGUCAACUUAUCCUUACUCGGUGUAACUUCUUGCACUCUUGUGGCUAAUUUUAAUGUAAAACCAGUUAACUUUUAAAAGAAUGUGCCUACGUAACAAAGUCUACACACUGGCUAUUCCUGUAGAGGUGAGGUUUUGUUUUCAAUGUUUUGCUGAAUAAUCUGUAAUAUCUUUUUCGAACUAUGAAAAGGAAGUAUUAA
Messenger RNA from Microtus oregoni (creeping vole), 3679 nucleotides. RefSeq names its product stonin-2. The record is from RefSeq and is a predicted model, not a curated record. Bases 269 to 2950 code for a protein of 893 amino acids. Lineage: Eukaryota; Metazoa; Chordata; Mammalia; Rodentia; Cricetidae. Gene Ontology annotation, cellular component: synaptic vesicle; AP-2 adaptor complex. Gene Ontology annotation, biological process: clathrin-dependent endocytosis; regulation of endocytosis; synaptic vesicle endocytosis. Gene Ontology annotation, molecular function: clathrin-cargo adaptor activity. The transcript has 8 exons.